CAAAAGCUCCACAGACUAUUACUGCAGACGAAAUAGAAACUUUGAAAGAUUUGGUUGAAUUAUUUGGUCCAUUUCAUGAAGCUACUGUACAAGCAUCAGCGAGUGAUUCUGUUACAAUAUCAUUAAUAAUACACUUACGUGUGGCCUUUACCAUAAAUUAAAUGAUUUGCAAACUAAAAUGAAAACGACAGAAGGUUACAAUACAUGCACUUAUGUAAUUCGACGACUGAGAGUUAGAUUAAUUCACUACGAAAACCGAACAGUUAAAAAAUGGGCACCAUUUUAGAUGCAAGGUUCAAGAAAGAAGGUUUAUCAAGUAACACGGCAGAUAGUGCAGUCAAAGCAUUAGAAGAUGAAAUAGCAAGUUUAGGCAGGGCCGAAUCAUCUUCACAUUAUUAUGAAGAACCGUCAACAUCACCUAAUGUACAACUUCAACCUGAACAAUCGCUUUUUAAAUUUAUAAACAACAAGGUUGCGGAAAGAAAAAAAUCCAAAAGGGUAGAUGCAGUCAUAACUCUUCGGCAAUACCUUAAUAAGCCGAACGCGUUUCAUGACAUUGAUCCUUUAACCUAUUUAAAGCAACGCAAGUGACAUGGAGGCUAUAAAAACUUUAGCCAUACGCUACUUUUGUAUUCCAGCUACCUCAACGGAGUCCGAAAGAAUUUUUAGUAAAGCUGGAAUCCUUAUAUCAGA
Molecule: messenger RNA, 693 nt
Organism: Rhagoletis pomonella (apple maggot)
Lineage: Eukaryota; Metazoa; Arthropoda; Insecta; Diptera; Tephritidae
Exons: 2
Coding region: 271-591 (106 amino acids)
Source: RefSeq, a predicted model, not a curated record